AUGCAUCAAUUUUCCCGAUCUUUAAGCUCUAUAGCUUAUAAUAAUCCCGUUGAUAUUGAAAAUAUUCCUCCAGAAUCAAAAAAUUAUAUCAAAUCAAAUGUCAAUCAGAACAAUGCCAAUAAUGGCCCUACUACUAGAUCAUCAAAUGGCCACAGAGUCGCACUAAGUGAUGUAACUUCGCAGGUAAACAAUAAAGGUUUAAGCAAUACUUCAAGUUUAACGAAAAUUAGCUCAACAGGAGAUACAAAAGAUUCUCAUCUUCAAACUAUCAAAACGUCGUCUGAGGAUAGUGAAAAACAAGAAACAACUUCUCGAGUCAAAUCAAAUGGGAAACUUAUCGACCCAUUGCAAAUACCGUACGAUGUCCAUAUUCAAAAAAUUCUUGAUCUCGCCCAUUCCAAAUUUUAUAGGAAUUUGCCCGAUCCAUGUGAUGAAGAUACAUAUGAUGUAGUAAUGGUAGCUGAGUUAACUAAUGAUAUAUUUCCAUAUUUGAAUACUUUAGAAAAUAAAUUCAAACCAGAUUCCAAUUAUAUGGCGUACCAACCUGAAAUAGAAUGGGAACACAGAAGAACGAUAAUAGGUUGGUUAGUUCAAUUCCAUUCGAAAUGUCGUCUCCUGCCGGAAACUUUAUAUUUAACUAUUAAUAUAAUGGAUAGAUUUCUGUCAAAACAAACUAUAUCCAUUAGUAAAUUUCAACUAAUUGCAGCUGCAUCAUUAUUUAUUGCUGCCAAAUACGAAGAAAUAAAUUGGCCGUCGUUGAAAGAUAUUGUCUAUAUGUUAAAUAAUGCCUAUACGAAACAAGAAGUUUUGGCGGCUGAAAGAAUUAUAUUAGGCGAGUUAGGAUUUGAAAUUGGCUGGCCUGGCCCCAUGUCGUUUCUAAGAAGAAUUAGUAAAGCAGACAACUACGAAUAUGAAAUAAGGACCUUAUCCAAAUAUUUUUUGGAAUCGACAUUGAUGGAACCAACUCUAGUCUCAGCACUACCGAGUUGGUUAGCUGCAGGUGCGUAUUUAUUGAGCCAAAUUAUAUUAGGUUAUGAAGAUUGGUCUUUAGCCCAUAUUUAUUAUUCCGGAUACACACAGGAUCAAAUUCUUCCAUUGGCAAGACUAAUCCUUGAAAAUUGUAGGGAUCCAGGUACUCAUCAUAGAGAGAUUUGGGAGAAAUAUUCGAGUCGACAACAGCAUUGUUCUGCCCAAUUGGUUUCGAAGUGGAUAUCAGAGGCCGAAAGAAGAGUGGACGAAUGA
This is a messenger RNA of Naumovozyma dairenensis CBS 421, 1242 nucleotides long. It is a transcript of the gene CLB3, whose product is annotated as B-type cyclin CLB3. Bases 1 to 1242 code for a protein of 413 amino acids. Gene Ontology annotation, cellular component: cytoplasm; nucleus; centrosome. Gene Ontology annotation, biological process: mitotic cell cycle phase transition; regulation of cyclin-dependent protein serine/threonine kinase activity. The transcript has a single exon. Gene Ontology annotation, molecular function: cyclin-dependent protein serine/threonine kinase regulator activity. Lineage: Eukaryota; Fungi; Ascomycota; Saccharomycetes; Saccharomycetales; Saccharomycetaceae. The record is from RefSeq and is a predicted model, not a curated record.